Quercus robur (English oak) is the source of this 1752-nucleotide messenger RNA. RefSeq names its product amino acid transporter AVT6A-like. Gene Ontology annotation, molecular function: amino acid transmembrane transporter activity. The transcript is spliced from 5 exons. The record is from RefSeq and is a predicted model, not a curated record. Gene Ontology annotation, biological process: amino acid transmembrane transport. Bases 108 to 1475 code for a protein of 455 amino acids. NCBI's taxonomy places the organism in Eukaryota, Viridiplantae, Streptophyta, Magnoliopsida, Fagales, Fagaceae.
UCCCCACUCCUUUAUUCAUAUCUUAUCAUAUCCCCCACACACAACAAAAAGCUCCACUCUUAUGGAGACAAAAGUAGUUACUUCACCAAAAAGAAAAUAGAAAAACCAUGACCAUUGACAACAAGGAAACCAAGAAUUCAAGAAAACCCAUCAAUGAGGAAUCACCCUUGUUGCCAAAGAACCAUGCAACCGAGGAGUUCAAGUUCAAUGCCAAGAGAGCAUCAUUUACUGCCUCAGUGUUUAAUAUAUCCACUUCUAUUAUUGGAGCUGGAAUUAUGGCACUGCCUGCCACCAUGAAGGUGCUGGGUCUUGGGCUUGGAAUUGGUAUGAUAGUGUUUGUGGCUAUACUGACAGAGGGUUCGUUGGAAAUGCUGCUGAGAUUCAGUAGGGUGGGAGACUCUCAGUCUUAUGGGGAAGUCAUGAGGGAUGCUUUUGGCCGUGCUGGGAGGUUGCUGCUUCAGAUUUGUAUCUUGGUUAACAAUGUUGGGACACUCAUUGUUUACAUGAUCAUCAUUGGUGAUGUUCUCUCUGGGACAUCUUCUAGUGGAAUUCACCAUGCUGGUGUAUUGGAAGGGUGGUUUGGUGAGCACUGGUGGAAUGGGCGUACCUUUGUUCUUCUUGUUACAACUAUUUCUGUAUUUGCUCCAUUGGCAUGCUUUAAGCGGAUGGAUUCACUGAGAUACUCAUCUGCUUUAGCAGUUGCACUGGCCGUUGUAUUUCUAGUUAUAACUGCAGGAAUCACAAUUAUCAAAUUUUUUUAUGGAAGUAUUGCGAUGCCCAGGUUGCUGCCUAACAUUACUGAUAUUACAUCUAUUUGGAAUCUGUUCACAGUUGUCCCUGUUCUUGUGACAGCAUUCAUAUGCCACUUUAACGUACAUACAAUAGACAAUGAGCUUGAAGACUCUUCCCUGAUACGACCAGUUGUGCAAAGAUCAUUGGCUCUGUGCUCUAUUGUCUAUGUUCUAACAAGCUUCUUUGGUUUCCUCCUAUUUGGUGACUCAACUCUUGAUGAUGUGCUGGCCAACUUCAACACCAACCUUGGCAUUCCAUAUGGCUCUCUGCUCAAUGAUGUCGUUCGCAUUAGCUAUGCUCUCCACCUUAUGCUUGUUUUCCCAAUUCUCUUCUAUCCACUGCGCCUCAAUUUGGAUGGCCUUCUCUUUCCUUCAGCUAGGCCUUUGGUUGUAGAUAACCUGAGGUUUGGAUUGAUCAGCAUUGGGCUCCUUUUGCUUGUUUUCUUGGGUGCCAAUUUUAUACCCAACAUAUGGGAUGUUUUCCAGUUCACUGGAGCAACUGCUACAGUUUGCAUAGGAUUUAUCUUUCCUGCAGCCAUUGCUUUAAGGGAUCGUCAUGGCAUAGCAACAAAGAAGGACAAGAUACUAUCUGUUUUCAUGAUUGCUCUUGCUGUGUUUUCAAAUAUGGUGGCAAUAUAUAGUGAUGCCUAUGCCCUAUUCAAAGAGAAUCACCCACAUGUAUGAUUUCACUUGGUUUUCACUUUUAGUAACAUAGUGGACCCAGACUGCACUGCACAACCAUAUGGAUCCAGAAAACAUCGCCGAGUCCCUAUACAAAAAUCAAUUGUUUUCUGAGUGUAACGUUGUCCCUAAAUACUCAAGUGACUGCCACUUAUGUUGAAUUCGUCGGCAUGGACAAUGCUAUACCUUAAUACAUCUUCCAUCUUUACAUCUUCAAUAUGUUGUUCAUAUUGGAAAUUCUAAAACCGGUCUGAAAUUGCACGUUCAAUUUGAUCCGCUA